This is a messenger RNA of Brassica napus (rape), 2254 nucleotides long. RefSeq lists its product as uncharacterized. NCBI's taxonomy places the organism in Eukaryota, Viridiplantae, Streptophyta, Magnoliopsida, Brassicales, Brassicaceae. The coding region runs from base 296 to 1582 and encodes 428 amino acids. The record is from RefSeq and is a predicted model, not a curated record. The transcript has 2 exons.
GUAAACCGGUUUAAUCUAGAUUAGAUUAGAUUAGCUGGUAUACUUGAUUUCAGUCUGGUUUACAAGUUGAGUAAUUGUAUCUAUAUAUCUUGUACCAGAACACAUUCCGGAAAGUGGAAAAUAAGAGAUCAGUUUACCAAAUCUCUCUUUGCUAUCGAUCUCUAUUAUGGUAUCAGAGCAUAUCCUAUUGAUUUCUUCGAAUUUUCUCGCGAUUUCUUCAAUUUCUGCUCAAUCAUCUUCCUAAACACCUUCGUUUGAUCUUCUCUGACCUUUCGCAAGCUUGAUCGAAGUUGAUAUGGGGAAGAGAGGAGGAAAAAUGAAGACGCGAAGCUCAAUUUCUGAUGACGAAGGAUCUGUGAUCAAAUCUCCACAUGGAUUCCAGAUCCACGAUGAACCUGCAACAACGAUGACAAAGCAACAACAAGCUCGACGAUCGAUGACUCCGGGAGCGAUGAACACACCGAUGAAGUUCUCAGACGCACACGAUAGCAUUCACAGCCCAUUCUUCCUUCAUUCAGCUGAUCAUCCAGGUCUGACUAUAGUAGUUCACACUCUUGAUGGAACUAACUAUAAUAGUUGGUCGAUUGCGAUGAAGAUAAGCCUAGAUGCGAAGAAUAAGCUGAGUUUUGUUGAUGGAUCUCUUCCUAGACCAUCCGUUGAUGAUAAUAUGUUUAAAAUCUGGAGUCGCUGCAACAGUAUGGUGAAAUCAUGGAUUCUAAAUGUCGUUAGCAAGGAGAUCUAUGAUAGUAUUCUAUAUUAUCAAGAUGCUACUGAGAUGUGGGAUGAUUUGUUUAGGCGUUUCAAAGUGAACAAUCUGCCACGCAAAUAUCAGUUGGAGCAAGCUGUUAUGACACUGAAGCAAGGAGAUCUUGACCUCUCGACAUACUUCACGAAGAAGAAGAUUCUGUGGGAGCAAUUGGCGAACACAAAAUCAAGUGUAGUGAAGAAGUGUGAUUGUGAACAAGUUCAGGAGUUGCUUGAUGAUGCUGAAACAAGCCGAAUCAUACAGUUUCUUAUGGGGCUUAAUGAUAGCUUCAACAAUGUUCGUGGACAGAUUCUUAACAUGAAGCCAAGACCAGGCCUGAAUGAUAUCUACAAUAUGUUGGAUCAAGAUGAAAGUCAGCGUGUGCUAGGAGGAACUCAGAAGAUACUCCCGACUCCAACAGCGUUUCAAUCUCACUCACCUAAUGUGGAACAAAAUCCGGUCUUGCUAGCUCAUGGGAAUUUUCAGAAGCCAAAGUGUUCACAUUGCUUUCGUAUUGGACACACGGUUGAUAAGUGCUACAAGGUGCAUGGUUAUCCACCAGGACAUCCACGAGCUAAGAAGAACAACUCUGUUGGGAAUACGAACUUGGCAGCGGUAGGAUCAAAUGUGCCUGUGAAAGAUCAGGGAUUUGAUGAUGCGAGUAAUAACAUGACCAAGGAUCAACUCCAACAGAUGAUUGCGUUUUUCAGCUCCAAGCUUCAGUCCUCUGGGGUCACGCCAUGUUCUGACAAAUCUAUUGCCUCUACAUCAUCAUCCGUACCAGUAAUCUCUCAAAUUUCUGGCUCUUACUCAGGAGUUGAUGAUUGGUCAAGGUAGUCAAGUUGCCAACUUAUAUGUCUUAGAUCACAAUAAAUCGUAUGCUAAUCUCGUUGGUCAGGGCCCAGGUAAUGUCUCUGUCUGUUCUAGCAUGGUUCUUGAUCCUUUGACAUGGCACAAAAGACUAGGACACCCUUCUAUGAAGAAAAUUAAUUCUCUAUCUGAUAUUUUACUUAUACCUAAAGGAAAAGAUGUAAAACACUCUAAAGUUUGUCAUAUUUGUCAUUUGUCUAAGCAAAAACGUAUUCCCUUUGUAUCUAGAAAUCAUCUUUGUUCAAAACCUUUGGAAUUAAUACAUAUUGAUACUUGGGGUCCCUUUGCUGUUCCAACUAUUGAUGGUUACAAGUAUUUUUUCACCAUUGUUGAUGAUUUUAGUAGAGCAACUUGGGUAUAUAUGCUUAAACAAAAAUCUGAUGUUUUACAUGUCUUUCCUGGUUAUAUUGCAAUGAUAGAGAACCAAUUGAAUACUAGAGUGUGUGCUGUUCGAUCUGAUAAUGCUAAUGAACUGAAUUUUACUACAUUAUAUCAUAAUAAAGGUAUUAAAGCAUUUCAUUCUUGUCCUGAAACUCCUGAACAGAACUCGGUAGUAGAGAGAAAGCAUCAGCAUCUGUUGAAUGUAGCUAGGGCUCUUAUAUUUCAAUCUGGAGUUCCUUUAGAGUAUUGGGGCGAUUG